Molecule: messenger RNA, 2651 nt
Organism: Polypterus senegalus (gray bichir)
Lineage: Eukaryota; Metazoa; Chordata; Cladistia; Polypteriformes; Polypteridae
Product: serine protease 23-like
Exons: 2
Coding region: 680-1816 (378 amino acids)
Biological process (GO): proteolysis
Molecular function (GO): serine-type endopeptidase activity
Source: RefSeq, a predicted model, not a curated record
CAAGUUCAAUGUUCAGGCUCAAUGGAUACAGCAGCUUGUCAUCUUUGGGAGUAUUUAGCGUCUGCAUUGGGACUUUGCGCACACAUAUCAAAUACAAAAUAAGACGACAGCAGCCAGGCAACAUUUUCUUAUAAACACAACGACAACCUAACAGCAGUAAGGCUCAGUCGUGAUUUGGCUUUAUGUCAAAUUAAGGACACCCACUUGGAAUUUUCAGUCUGCCAAGUUUUGUACUCUAUGGAGCUGCAGCAACAUGAAGAUGUGACCCCCCGGCCUCACUACGUCCCUCCCUCCGUCCUUUCAUACUUCACCAGAAAAGCCCCUCCAGCACCAGCACCACCAGCACCACUCCCACCCGGAUCUUCAGCGUGAUCAGUCCGUUCUCGGCGCUGCCUCGCGUCACGUGUCCCCCAGUGGCGUGGAAGCGGGGCACCUGGUACCCAUAGUUACGCUCCAGCAAACGAGCCAUUCAACUGAGGAAAUGAGUCGCAGGGAAAAGACAGCAUACAGGAUUUCCUAAGGGUUCAAAAGACGACAGGACUCCCCCUUACUUCUCAAUAUUUCCAAGGAGCUGUCAUUUCGCCCAUGCUCCGCCACAACUUCAUUCCCUGGCGAUAAGACGAGGGGCAGCGCUGUGACGGCGACUCUUUCAGUGGAUGUGAAGAGGUCAUCUUACAACAUGGGGUCACUGCUGUUUCAAGCCAUCAUUUUCCUGUGUACUUUUGAAGGGGUUUUUCUCCUGUCCCCAUUCUGGAAACCCUCUUGGCCAACAACCAAAUUACCUGUAGUUUUACCCCAGCUGACUGAGGAGUUAGGUUUGCCAAAAUUUAAUGCAGAUGCCAAGCUUAAUGUUACUUCUAACUGUGGGCCUGACUGUCACAAGGGGGCACCAUUACCCACCUUUGAACAGUUGAAGGAGUUUCUCUCAUAUGAAACCCUUUAUUUCAAUGGCAGCUUGACUGAGACCAAAGUAGGUAUAUAUGGUUUUAACAUGGCAGAUAUGGCAACGGUACAAGGUAGAAAUGGGAGGUCAAGGGCAAAGAGGCAGAUCUAUGGCUAUGACAGCAGGUUUAGUAUUUUUGGGAAGAACUUCCUGCUCAAUUACCCUUUCUCCACCUCUGUUAAGGUGUCUACAGGGUGUACUGGAACUUUGGUUGCUGAGAAGCAUGUUUUAACAGCAGCCCACUGCAUCCACGAUGGCAAAAGCUAUGUGAAAGGUGCUCAGAAGUUGAAAGUUGGCUUUCUGAAGCCAAAGCUGAAGGAUGUAACAGAAAAAAACAGUAACCAAACAAAAAGCCACAACUCAGAGAAAAUGAAAUUUCAGUGGAUUCGUGUGAAACGCACCCAUGUUCCUAAAGGAUGGAUCAAAGGAAGCGCCAAUGACAUUGGUAUGGAUUAUGACUAUGCCUUACUGGAACUGAAGAAGCCACACAAACGGCGCUACAUGAAGAUUGGUGUAAGCCCUCCAGUUAAGCAGCUCCCUGCAGGGAGAAUUCAUUUCUCUGGUUUUGAUAAUGACCGUCCUGGAAAUCUGGUGUACCGGUUUUGUGAAGUGCGCGAAGAGACUUAUGAUCUCCUAUACCAGCAUUGUGAUGCUCAACCUGGUGCGAGUGGCUCUGGUGUUUAUGUGCGUAUGUGGAAACGGCAAUUCCAGCGCUGGGAACGCAAAAUUAUUGGUGUCUUCUCUGGACAUCAGUGGGUGGAUCAAAAUGGUGUCCCCCAGGACUUCAAUGUGGCAGUCCGAAUCACACCCCUCAAGUAUGCACAGAUUUGUUUCUGGAUCAAAGGCAAUUACGUGGACUGUCGAGAUGGAUGAAUGGAAAUAAAUAUGUAAAAGAAAAGCAAAGCUAAAAGAUCGCUUUUUAAAUGUAAAGGGAUAUACAAUUAUGAAAACAACUUUCUAAAAUGUAACUUUCAAGGAUAUUCUUGUCUCUUAGGAAUUUCAGUUUUUGCUUACCUCAUAGUAUACAGAAAAACACCAUGAUCAAGUUUCUGAUUCUGUGUAUCCAAAUGUGCAAUGUGCGUCUUGUCUGAGGAGAGCUCCGCCAUAGUCAUCUGUCGGAAAAUAAAUAGUUGCAAAGGGUAGUUUAAUUUUGCAUGACUUUUGAUUUUACUCUAUUUUGUUGAGGUGCUAUGUACACAGAGAGUGAGAUCAAUAUCUUUUUUUGUUAGUUACAACUUACCCAAGCCUGUACUUGGUCCUCCUUUCUUAAGCUCAACUCUUGCAUCUUCAAAUAUGCAUCAGUAGAUCAGCAAUUCUGGUGCAUGUUUCAGUAUUUGGGUGGUAUGCACACAUUGUAAUUCUGUACAAUCACUAGACCUUCAUUUUAUACUCUCUUAAUCCGGGAACUUUAAUUGUUGUUUUGUUUGUCCACUGGGGUUCAUAUAUAAAAUGAAAAAAAUAGGAAGGGGAAGACUGGGAUAAGCAAACCUGCUAACUUGGCACUUUCUCGCACCAUAAACAAAAGAAAUGAAUUGCAUUGCACUGUUUAUCAAGUUGCUAGAGUUAAAAAGGGACUUCACAACAUUGAACUUGCAGUGACCUUGGUCUUUUUUAUGUUAUGCUUCAAUUUUGUAAUAUUUCUUUUCCACCUGGCUUUCAGUGAAGUUCAUUAAAGUGAAAUGAGGAGAACACCUCCAAUUUCAGAUGA